Molecule: messenger RNA, 1128 nt
Organism: Momordica charantia (bitter melon)
Lineage: Eukaryota; Viridiplantae; Streptophyta; Magnoliopsida; Cucurbitales; Cucurbitaceae
Product: dehydration-responsive element-binding protein 3
Biological process (GO): regulation of DNA-templated transcription
Molecular function (GO): DNA binding; DNA-binding transcription factor activity
Source: RefSeq, a predicted model, not a curated record
UGAAAAGGUGGGAAAUUUAAUAGGCUAUGGUUGCGUGGAAUUGGAUAGUAGAGGGUGAGGACCCCAUUUCCAGAAACUCACAACCCAUCUCUGUGUCUAUAAGUGUAGAAAAAAAGGCAUCCAAUUCCAAUCAAUUGAAAACUCAAGAAGAAGAAGAAGGAUGAAUCAAAGCUCGGAAGAAACAGAGAGCAGCAGCAGCAGCAGCUGGGAUCAGGGGACGAAGAAGACCAAACGGGCGCCCAAAAACAGAGACAGCAAUGGCAAGCACCCGGUUUACAGAGGGGUCCGAAUGCGGAAUUGGGGGAAAUGGGUGUCCGAAAUCCGCGAGCCACGCAAGAAAUCGCGCAUUUGGCUCGGCACUUUCCCGACCCCUGAAAUGGCGGCCCGCGCACACGACGUGGCCGCCCUCAGCAUCAAGGGCGCCUCCGCCGCCGCCCUCAACUUCCCGGACCUCGCCCACCUCCUCCCCCGCCCCCUCUCCCUCUCCCCACGCGACGUCCAGGCCGCCGCCACCAAGGCCGCCCACAUGACCAAUUUCGACUCCUCCUCCUCCGCCGCCGCCACCGCCGCCGCCGCCGAAGACGACGAUUCCUCCGCCUCCUUCGACUUCUCCUCCUCCGAUGAGCUCGCCGAGAUCGUCCAGCUCCCCACUCUCGGAACCACCGCCGCCUACGACUGCAACCAAUUCGUCUACCCCGACGACCCCUGGCUCCACAAUCUCGACCCCGACGACGGUAAGAUGGGAAUCGGAUUCGGAAUCGGAAUCGGAAUUAUUGAAUCAUUUUCCAUCAAUUAUUCCAUCUUCUAAUUCCUUCAAUCCAACGUAACCUUCUUCCGCUUCCACUGUGUGCUGCUUUUUUAAUCCACUUUCCCCCAAAUGUUACCUUCUUCUUCUUCUUCUUAUUAUUAUUGUAACUUUUCUUCUCUCGUCUUCCCUGUCUUUCGUUUUUUUGAGCCCUUUUGGUUUUUCUUUCAAAGGGCUUAAAAAAAUUWUWAAAAAAAAAAAAAAACUGUACAGUGUUGGAAAUGAAAUCCCAAAGAGGGAAGUUUGUCAUUAAAUUUCCUUUUCUUGGUUGGUGUUAACAGUUAAAGCCUGAAUUGCUGCCUUAAACACGAAUUUGAAAAUGU